ACAGCUGUUGGGAGUUGUGAGUCUUGUGACUACUUGAGAGUGUUACUGUUAGUCUAUUGACAAAAAGGAAAACCGAGUGAGGGAUCACUCCAGAAAUCCAUCACCAACCAAAAAUCCCACAGUUUAAAUGGCGAUUCGCAAGCUUGCAGUUAUAAUCAACAGCAAUUCCAAUGAGGAUGAGUAUCUCCUUGUGAAACAAACUCCACCACCAAAAUUUGGCGAAGAAGAAUACGAUUCUUACAUCGAUUCUGAUCUAUGGGACUUACCUUCUACUACAUUAAAUCCCUUGGUAGGAGGAGUAUCUCACAAGUCUGAAUUUUACAUAGAAAAUGCAGAAUCUUGUUCUUCCAAGUUGAAUUUGAAGAUAUUGGAUGUUGAAUCGGCUCUCAAACAGGUUCUAUCAGAAGUGGGUUUUCAUGGAAGAGGAGAAAUUUGUGAAAAAUGGGUGUUUCAGAAAUAUGAUGAAGAGGCUGAAUUUGGUCCUGGACCUCCUACUCAAACAAUUUUCAUUUUUGGGAAGUUGGGGGCUGAAAUUGAGAUGAUACCAAAUGUUUCUAAAUGGGUGUCUAUCCAGAGUUGCAGAAAUUUGUUAUUGGAAGUGAACCCUAAUAGUGAUCGUGUUGGACCUUUGGCGGCUGUUGGGCUUCUAAAUGAUCAUCUGCAUUGUGGAAGGUGCAAAGUCCCUUCUCCUUUGCGUUACCAGGAGUACCCUCCAGGUGUCACACUUGUGCCAAUGAAAAGCAAAACUCAAAAGCCGUUCCUUACAACAAACUUAGUAGUAAUUGCACCUGAUAAUGUGACUGGUAGCCGUGGAGGUUCAGAUUUUUCGGUGUAUGGAGAUGCACUGAUAAUGGACCCAGGGUGCCAUUUUGAGGGUCAUACAGAGCUUAUGGAAAUUGUCGCCUCUUUGCCACGGAAGUUGGUGGUUUUUGUUACUCAUCACCACUACGAUCAUGUUGAAGGUCUCUCGGUUAUUCAAAAGUGCAAUCCAGAUGCUACUCUUCUAGCACAUGAGAACACCAUGCGUCAUAUUGGAAAAGAUCAUUGGUCUCUUGGUUAUACAGCAAUAUCAGGAGCUGAAGCGAUUUGCAUUGGUGGUGAACGGUUAAAUGUCAUUUUUGCUCCGGGGCAUACAGAUGGUCAUAUGGCUUUGCUUCAUGUUAGAACGAACUCAUUGAUUGUGGGGGAUCAUUGUGUCGGUCAAGGAAGUGCGAUCCUGGAUAUUCAAUCUGGUGGAAACAUGAAGGAUUACUUUGAAACAACUUACAAGUUCUUGGAGCUCUCACCUCACGCUUUAAUCCCAAUGCACGGGAAAGUCAACCUCUGGCCAAAGCACAUGCUUUGUGGAUAUCUCAAGAACAGAAGAAACAGGGAAUUGUCCAUUUUGAAAGCCAUGGAAGAUGGAGCGGAGACAUUGUUUGACAUAGUCGCGAAGGUAUAUUCUGAUGUUGAUCCCAGUUACUGGAUUCCUGCUUCAUCAAAUGUGCGGAUUCACGUCGAGCAUUUGGCUCAACAAGAUAAGUUACCAAAGGGCUUCUUAGAAAGCUUCAGUCACAGUUGCCAUGCAUUUACUGAUAAACUGCGUAUUCAUCGUGAAACUCUAACGAGGAGAGUCGCUCUCUAGUAACCCAGUCUUUUUUGGUCGCUUGGUGUCCCCACGUUUGUAGGAUUUUUCUGUGGAGAAAUUCCAGUCAACUUGCCGCCUUCAUUUUCUACAACGGUGGAUAUGGGUAUUCUUGAAAAAUGGCGCUUCUUUCCAAUAUCAGAAGCUUGGCAAAGUUAAACUCUUUUUUGCCGCUGCUGUGGCAGGGUUUGCUAUGUUGUAUGCUGUCAAACGUAAGAUAGUGACCAAAUAAUCCAUGUACUUUUCUGUUAGCGUAAUAUGGAGGAGUUUCUUUAUAAGGGUGUGUAUCUGUAGGGAAAAUGUUGGGUUGUGUCAUGCAUGUGUGCAGAGAGUGCCAGAGAGGAAAAACUAUACUGUAGAUUAAUAAAUAAUGGUAACAAUCGGAAGUUUCCGAGGGAGUAAAUAAAGAAAAGUAAUCAUCUCA
Papaver somniferum (opium poppy) is the source of this 2048-nucleotide messenger RNA. RefSeq lists its product as uncharacterized. The transcript is spliced from 13 exons. Lineage: Eukaryota; Viridiplantae; Streptophyta; Magnoliopsida; Ranunculales; Papaveraceae. The record is from RefSeq and is a predicted model, not a curated record. Gene Ontology annotation, cellular component: plastid. Bases 128 to 1624 code for a protein of 498 amino acids.